Messenger RNA from Calypte anna (Anna's hummingbird), 2046 nucleotides. It is a transcript of the gene SLC35G1, whose product is annotated as solute carrier family 35 member G1. Gene Ontology annotation, cellular component: plasma membrane; endoplasmic reticulum membrane. NCBI's taxonomy places the organism in Eukaryota, Metazoa, Chordata, Aves, Apodiformes, Trochilidae. The record is from RefSeq and is a predicted model, not a curated record. Gene Ontology annotation, biological process: regulation of cytosolic calcium ion concentration; calcium ion export across plasma membrane.
AUGCGCAUGAGGCCAGGUGCUAGCCGGCCGGUGAGGAGCCGGACCUCCCGCGGGCAGCACGGCGUCCUCAUGGUGCCGUGUCAGGGCUCCGAGAGCGUCGCUGUUCCGGCAGCGUGCGGAAAUGAGCCAGAGGUGCCGCUGAGCCGAGAGGACGGUGCGGGUACGGGGCAGCCUUGCCUGCGCCUGGAUCCCGGCAUGGAGGCGGCGGGCGCCGAAGAGCGCCGCGGUUGUGGCUGCUGCUCGGGCUUGUCCUGGCCGCGCUGCUGCAAGGCACCUGGAACAAAGAAGAAAGAUGCAUGUCCAGGACUUGGUCUGUUUUAUACUGUACUGUCUGCCUUCCUCUUCUCAGUGGCUUCUUUGUUUCUUAAAAAAAUAGAAGAUGUACAUUCAGUGGAAGUGAGUGCAAUUCGAUGUGUUUUCCAAAUGGUGUUUGUACUUCCUGGUCUAAUAUACUACAAAACAGGGUUUUUGGGACCAAAAGGUAAAAGAGUUUUUCUUUUCUUCCGAGGAUUCCUUGGCUCUAGUGCAAUGAUUCUUCUCUACUAUGCUUUUCAAGUCAUGCCACUAGCUGAUGCCACUGUCAUAACUUUUAGCAGUCCUGUUUUCACAUCGUUGCUGGCAUGGAUCUUUCUCAAAGAGAAAUAUAGUAUUUGGGAUCUUCUGUUUACUCUCUUCGCAAUCACUGGAGUGAUUCUAAUUGCCAGACCACCAUUUCUGUUUGGGUCAAAUGUUGCGGGGAUUGAAGGAAGUUACACAGAUCACCUUAAAGGAACUAUAGCAGCAAUUAUGAGCACAGUAUCUGGAGCUUCCACUUUUGUUAUAAUAAGAAAGGUGGGAAAAUCUGUACAUUAUUUUUUGUCAAUUUGGUAUUAUGCAGUCAUUGGUUUCAUUGAAUGUGUUAUAGCAUUAUUUGUUAUGAAUGAAUGGCGUCUGCCGUAUUGUGGUAAAGAUAGGGUUCUUCUAGUAUUAAUAGGCUUGUUAGGGUUAGGGGGUCAGAUAUUUCUCACAAAAGCUUUGCAAAUAGAGAAAGCUGGACCUGUAGCCAUAAUGAAAACAAUGGAUAUAGUGUUUGCUUUUAUUUUUCAAAUUCUUUUUCUCAAUAAUCCCCCACCUUGGUGGACUGUGGGUGGUGCCCUUUGUGUGGUAGCCAGUAGUUCCGGAACUGCCAUCCGUAAGUGGCGACAGAGCUUGAAAAAAGCAAAGCAGAAUGAAAUUUAACAAGACAGACAGUAAUACAUUACAGAAACAAGUGAUCUUGAUAUAUAUAAAAAUAUUUAUUUUGAUUUAUUUUAAGUGUCAUUUACCAAAUUGUAGUACAAAGUCAUAUCAAAUAACUUGAUUUAAAAACAAAACAAGCAACCAAAACUGACGUUUCAACAACUGGUUAGGUCUAUGCUUUUCUUUCUCAUAGUUACGCAUGCAAUUAUGAGAAGUAGAAAGAUAUUUAAAAGUGGCUUGCUUCCUAUCAAAAGUGGACAAUAGUUGUUUUUUGGGUUUUUUCCUAAAGUUUGUGAUUCUCCACUUCUUAGACUCUUUAUUCUGCUGAACAAUGGAAAUCAGUCUCCUAAACUAAUUUAAUGAAUGAUAUUCUGUGCUUGGUUACCAGAGGGAUUGCAGUGCAAAAGUUAGAAGGGAAUGACAAAUUAAAAUCCUGUAGGCAUCCAGCUUUUAGAGAACGGAUAAAGCUUGCACAUUUACAAGCUUUCUGAUUUUUUUUUUUCCCCCCCCCACAGGAAUGAUGCCAAAUGUUCUUUAAAAUUUUGAUUCUGAAAGAACAAAAGUAUAGGUAUUUCAUCUUUCCAAGUAAUAUCUACUGAAAGCUAACACGGGGAAGUUAUCUAUUGGGGUUGCUUUCCUUUUUUAAAAAAACUAAGUUUUUGCACUUGCUUUACAGAUACAAUGAAACAACAUAAUCACCUUUAUAUUUUUUAUGUGAUUUUCCCAAUAAACAUUUCUUUAGUUGCUGUACUCUCAGUGUUGAGAGACUGUGUUAAAUUGUAUACCACUCAUAAAUUCUUGUGGUAUGGAAUGUUAUGCUGUAGCUGC